AUGCAAGAACAGCUACUGCAACGCACCAACACCAGCUUCGUGCUUUCACCACAAUACCUCUCCUUGAGCGGCACUAUCACGGGUUCUGAGCAGCUUAAAACCGCCAUCGCGCGCUUCCUCAACCGCCAUCUCAGCCCCUCCAAAAAACUCCAGCCGUCACACAUCAUUGCUACCAAUGGCGUUUCGUCCGCAAUUGAGCACUGCUCCUGGGCUUUCUGUGAUCCCGGCGAGGGCAUUCUGGUUGGCCGUCCAUAUUAUCGCGGGUUCAACAGGGAUUUCGGUCUACGACCAGGAUCGAAGCUUGUCCCCGUGAGCUUUGAGGGCAUGGAUCCUCUUAGCGUGUCUGCUGUGUCCAGAUACGAGGACGCCAUUAGGGACUCGCAUGGGCAAGGCUGUCGAAUACGCGCAAUAAUGCUCUGCAACCCGCAUAACCCGCUAGGUCGGUGUUAUUCUCGGCCAUUUCUCGUUGAGCUGAUGAAGAUAUGCCAAAGGCAUACCAUUCACUUGAUCAGCGACGAAAUAUAUGCUCUGUCGGUGUGGAGACAUGGUCACGACGACGCCACAGCGAUGGAGGAUUUCUCUUCGGUCCUCUCUAUCAGACCCGAUGGCCUGAUUGACCCCGGCCUAGUCCACAUGCUUUGGGGCGUCAGCAAGGACUUUGGCUCGAAUGGCGUGCGACUGGGUGUGAUCAUCUCCCAGGACAACGACGACCUGCUUGAAUCCGUCCGAGGCGUGGCCCAGUACAGCUCCAUUUCCGGACUGGCGGAUUAUCUUACUAGCACCAUUCUCGCCGACGAAGCAUUUGUGGACAAUUAUAUCAGGCAUAACCGCGCGGAACUGGCAGCAUCUUACCGAUAUGUCGUCGCGUUCUUGCAAAACCAUGGCAUUCCCUACGCUCGCGGCGCAAACGCUGCGUUCUUUGUCUGGUGUGACCUGCUAACAGCGUAUCUGAGAAGACGGCCUCGUCGGCCCCAUGGCGAAGACACGGCUGCAAGCUGUAGCGAGCUUUGUGGAAAGCUGGCCUUGCGCAAGAUUCAUCUCGGAAACGGCGAGGACUUUGGCAGCGAGCAGCCAGGCUGGUUCCGGUUGACCUUUUCGCAGUACCGUGACCAGCUUGACGAGGGGUUGAGGCGGAUUGUUCAAGUUCUUGAUUCUUCUACCUGA
Molecule: messenger RNA, 1164 nt
Organism: Talaromyces atroroseus
Lineage: Eukaryota; Fungi; Ascomycota; Eurotiomycetes; Eurotiales; Trichocomaceae
Exons: 1
Coding region: 1-1164 (387 amino acids)
Biological process (GO): biosynthetic process; amino acid metabolic process
Molecular function (GO): transaminase activity; pyridoxal phosphate binding
Source: RefSeq, a predicted model, not a curated record